Biomphalaria glabrata is the source of this 5398-nucleotide messenger RNA. RefSeq lists its product as uncharacterized. NCBI's taxonomy places the organism in Eukaryota, Metazoa, Mollusca, Gastropoda, Planorbidae. The transcript is spliced from 3 exons. The record is from RefSeq and is a predicted model, not a curated record. Bases 107 to 1111 code for a protein of 334 amino acids.
GGAAAACGCAGGAAAGGCUCUGCAUUCAUCAUUCCAUAAGUUGAUGCACAGAUCAAAAGUAUUCUAGUCUAGAGGAAACUGGAGAAUAAUUGUCGUCUGCAAAAGAAUGCAGCAUUCUUUAGAGAAAGCAGCAGACUUCGUUAGCGCUGAAAAUAGCUUGAGCCAACCUACAACAACGAUUGAUAAGACUGAAGGUGAACAAGAAAUUGAGACAUUGGAAGGUGUAGAUGAUGAAGAAGCGAACCUAAUCGACGGCUGGAAUAACUGUAAAAAGAAUCCUCAACAUUUUAACUUUAUACCCGUUGACCAAUUUACCAUAAAAAUGUUACCCCAGAGUCACCAAAACCAGGAUGUUUAUGAAUACGUCAAAACUGUUUCCAGCCUGACAGUGCUCGUCGCUGUUGCUUUUACGAGUCCGAACAGGCCAACGUUGAGGGCAGACUCAAAGCUGCACUACAGCAUGCACGAUGACAGGAAAGUGAAACGUUACCGGAAAGCCUCUGGGACUGUGGUCGCAGUCCACCAUUACCACGAACCUUGCUGGUGCUCUAACUGUCAAAGCUCCGACCUACCCAGCCAAUCCAGGUGGGAACUCGAGGUAGACACGGCAUCGCAUGUGGUUUUUGAUGAGCUCGAAGCCAGCCACACUAAACUUACACUGUUCUUCGACACCAGGUCAAGCGCUAAGGUCACUCUGAGCGAUGUCCGUCUCGAAGCCAGCGUUGACAUCGAAAAAGACAUUUGCAGACUUUGCUGUGUGACCUGUGACAAAGAUCUCGGAGCAAAAUUGCAAGGAAUGUUUAAGAGAUAUCUGAAACUUUGGGACGCCGUCUAUUCAAAAUACAAGAGAAUUAGAAAUGCUUGUCAGUUAGCCAUCAUAGUAUCUCACCCACACGGCUGUGCUAAACAUAUCAGUUUGGGAAAGUGGGUAGACAAGUUUCAAGCGGAAGGAUAUUUCAAAAAAUUUACAUACACCACAGAUACAUGCCCUGGCAGCAGUGGCGCUCUUGUCAACCUUAUUGGCUUUAAUAAAGCCUGGGAUGCCAAUGUACAUACUGGAAAAGAUGGACCAUUAAAUUUCAGCUCUUGUGGCUACUUUACUCCUAUUUGAGUGAUUAUGUAAAUCUAAAGAUCUUUGUUAACUCCUUCUCUCCUAACUGACGAUACCAUCGUUGAUUUCACCAGAAUGUGGUAAAUAAUUACGGAGAGAAAGAGUUAAGUAUGUGAUUUGUAGUUUUAAAUGUUAACAAUUUUAAAAUGGUAAAGGAAACUGAAACUCAUCUUCUGUUCGUUGUGCUUUAGAAGUGAUUGCAUGAGAAACUUCUUUCGUCAAAAUAACUUCCCCAACAACCGUUUCCUAUUAUAUUUAAACCUGGUCGACCGGCGGCGUAGCAUACGCCGCUAUUUUACAAGGCCGGCCUUGGAUGACCGCAUUGGGCCCCGCACUUUCAUAGUAACCGCGCUAAUUCUAGGUGUAUAAAUUAUUAAAUUAAACUAUUGUAUAAGUUAUAACAGAUUUCCCGCGGCCUCCUGUCAAUUUACCAGGAGCUCCUGAAAAUCUCCUGAAAUUGCAAAAUAUACGAAAAGUCUUGGAAAUAUCCGGAAAUUAUUAAAAUCUUUAGAAAACUCAUACGAAUCUCCUGAAAUAUAUAGACAAAAAUUGUCAUUUUGGGGUGUCAUUCAAUAAGGGAAAUGCCAAUCCUACGCGCGAUAAAAAAAAAAAAACGGCAUUUUCCUUGUAAUUUUGGAAUCGUAAAGUUCAUGGGAUAACUCUAUCCGCAGAAAUAAAAGUGAAAUUUCCUUUACUUCUUCUUCUCGUCCAAACUCUUGAGCGAAGAAGAGAAUUAUAUAUAGAGAUUUUUAAUUUUUAGAGAUCAUUACUGUUUUAACAAAAUCAUUAAGAAAAGUUUUUGCCUCUUUUGGUAUUUUAACUUUUUUUUUUUUUGGUCACAAAAUUCGAAUGUUUUUUUGAGAAAGAGUUUUAUAGGAACUCGUUCUUGACCUAAACUAGUCUUUCGAUCUACAGCAUCAUUGCUUCUAGUUUUCUGUACAUUUGUUCGAGUACAAGAUUUUCUUGGGGCUGCCUCAGACAUGAAUUUAUAUGUUUUCUAUCAUAUAUUUCAUUUAAUUUUUAUUGAUAAAAUAGUAAACCAUAAUUUAUAAAUAGCAAAACAAAACCUAAUGUACUCAGAGGCAUAUUUUUUAUUCGUUACGCUAGAACACAUUCGUACAAGUGCUCGUUCUUCCCUAGUGUCAUUAGAGAAUGGAAUGGGUUGCCUGAAUCAGCCAGGAAAACAAAAGACUUAGCAAAGUUUAUGAUUCUAGACUAACAAUAACAACUGUGCGCUUAGAAAUAUUUGUGUACGAAUUGUUUUUUUGUUUAGCGCAAUUUCAUGCUUUUAGGUUUCUCAAUACACUAUAAUACUAUCACUUGUCUGGACCUGGUGGAAAGGGGUAGGAGGAGAAAGGAUGGGGUAUCUGGGUGAUCGCUUUUUUUAUGUUUUUUUUUUCGAACUUGAGAGCUAAAGCCUUCUCAGGCUUCUCAAGCCAACACGGUAACCACUCUGCUAGCGAAGAGUCUGUGAACAAGGAAGAUUGUAGAGUUAGCUAUUUUUUCUAUUCCACGUUUGUGUUCACUAAGCCUCAGACGGCAAUCUAUAAAGGGUACUAAUUUAGAGUAUACCACCACUUCAGUCAAGUACAAUUUCUUUCCCUUGUUUGAGACACCAAACAAAAUAAAUUAUUACCAAUAUUUAAUUAACUAGUUGAUUAAAAAAAAUAAUUGAUUCUUGUGUUUCAGUUAAAAGAAAUAAUUGAGCAAAAUUUCAGCUUGAUCCGAGAUUGGAUGUGGGAGAAAUAGCGUCUAGAAACUUUUUAAUAAACAUACAGACUGAGUUGAUUUAAGAUGUGUAAAAAUGUAAUCUCUCCUGCUUCAUUAAGCACUGUGUGCAGAAGUCAAGAAGACCGGAUUUGACCUGCGGGCCUUAGUUAGGGCAUCACUGCUUUAUACCUUGAAUGCUUUCGCCAUUAACCGCCCUUGUUUGUAGUAUAGAUAUCACAUUGGUAAUAAAUUGCUCUUUUUUCUUCCUUACUUCGUAUUUACACGAAAUAUUUGUUUUAUUUAGUUCAAUUUAACUCCCCCGCCCCAUACACACAAAACACAAUGUAGUCCUACUUUGUGAUAUGUUUUAGCUAUAUUAAAGUAGGCACAUUGCUUAAGUACCAGUAGGCCUACUAAAUAGUGACAAACAUAAGGCGAAUAUUCUUCUUCCUCUUGAAACUGUCAGGUAUAGUUGAGCCUUCGGCUCUUGGAACUCUAAGCCAGCAAAAGUGAACAAGAGCUCCCUUUCACGGCCUGAAUGAGAACAGUGUACACUGUUCUGUCUGGCGUGGUGUUAGACUCGCGGCCAGAGACCGCGUGCACCGGGACCCCUGCCAUUUUCCUUUUCUAUACUAGGCUAACCGUGCAGGGCAGGCCAUUUAUGUAACGGCCCCUUGAGUAACGGCGCCUGGAUUGUGACAAGGUUGUGGGAGCUUUUUUUUUUAUAAAUGAAUACAUUCAUGGAUUAAUUUCUUCUUCGAAGCAAUUUGUUAACACGUGAACACGCGUAGGGAAAUUUUUGUUAAAGAAAAGUCAGCUGUGAUUUAUAAGAUAAGAUAAGAUAAACAAUUAGCGAUAUCAGACAAAGGAGAAAACAAUUUCCUUCUCCGCGUCCAGUCUUUGUCCGGUAAACAGUCGGAAAUGUUCAAUGCUGUGAAGCUAGAAAUGAUAGUUUUGUCAACGUGGAGGUAGACCAGCUUGAUACUCAGGUGAACAAAAGGACAUCGUCCUACAGCGGUUCUCAACCUUUUUAACUCGGAGAACCCCUGAUACGAUUCCCCACUAGGCGGUAACCCCCCCCCCCCAACCGUAACAUUUUGCUCGUUUAUAGGCCUAGGUAAAUGUGAUUUUGCUAAUGCUAUAAAACGGGAAGCGAAAUCUCUGAUAUUCAUGAUGUAUUUCCCUUGAAACUGAACAUAGCAAGAGCUCAGUAACAUUGCGUUUGUGUAAAAUAAAUGUUUGCUUCGAUUGAAAAAAAAAAAGUUUAUCUUGAUUACUAAUAUGUCAUUCAUUUACUUCUAUUACUUUUCUAUUGCAUGUUGAGUAUAUUCAUGUUGCAUAGUUAAGUGACAAUUUGAAAAGUAGGGCUAGGCAUAGAAAAUGUACAGUCAAUGUGCCUACAAUAAACUACAUAAAGACCAGUUACAGAAGCCCUUCGAUGAGCGUCUCUGCAAAGCAUCCACACAAUCCUGAUGCAGUUUCAGGUGCGAUGGGCAGGACACGUCUGCAGAAUGGAAGACCGCUGCAUCCCUAUACGACUCUUGUAUGGCCAACUAAGCGAAGGAAAGCGCUCGCAAGGUGGUCAAAGAAAGCGCUACAGGGAUACCCUCAAAGCUUCUCUGAAGGCGUUCAAAAGUAGUAAGACCCAGGCACCUGGGAGACAGAAGCACAUGACAGAGCAUCAUGGCGUCGCGUUGUGAAAACUGGCGCACAGGUUGCUGAGGAAAAGAUAACAACACUGGCAGAAGAAAAGCGCCAUAGAAGAAAAGCAAGGCCAAUGACACUAGCUACCUCUGAUCAUCAAUACACCGCUGCCACCAUGUUAAUUAAGAUCUAGGUUCACAGUCAGCAAUAAACAAACAACAACCAUUAGUGUCAUGGCGGAGAAUGAUACUUUAUUAUAUUGAACGCGUGCACCUUUGCGCACCAUAUCAACACACUCCAACGUCAAUUCAAAGUUUGAGCUUGUUUCUGUUUCAUCGGAUCAGGAAUUCUCGGAACAGACUUUGUAAGAACACAAAAAAUCUCAUCUUCUGCAUUAAGUCUACUUCUGAAUUUAAACUGGAUAUCUAACUAACUGGAGAAACCUGUUUUGCCAAGAUAUGCAGUUGAAAAUCGAAGAAGAAGGCGCAAACAGAAUCAGAAUCGAGUCAAAGAAAUAACGUUUAACUGCAUUGCUGAAGAUGUAACGAUUAUGUCAGUGUCUUCGUUGAUAAUAUAUGUGAUGAGUCACACAUGAAGUUUCGAUGUCUUUUGGUGACUCAUUCUGUACCAAACAUUGAAAUGCAAGCAUACCUGGAGCACCAUCAGUGCAGACAGCACAAAUAUUUUUUCCAAGAGAUCUUAUACUAUUCCAAAAAUGAACCAUUUUUGUCAAAUACGUAAUCUGUUGUACAGAUUGGUACAAGAGGUUUGAAGAAUAGAAAAUCACGUAAACCAGUAAUUGUGAACAAUUUGCAGCCUCUGAGAAUUCAUCAAGCUGGAUGUUAAACAGUGUGGUGAAGAAAUCUUUUGUGUUUUUUGUUUUUUUUUAUUACCUGAUCAAUAUAUCUCCCGUGUUGUUUUAGCCGCUUUGCA